Molecule: messenger RNA, 1917 nt
Organism: Xenopus laevis (African clawed frog)
Lineage: Eukaryota; Metazoa; Chordata; Amphibia; Anura; Pipidae
Exons: 6
Coding region: 194-844 (216 amino acids)
Source: RefSeq, a predicted model, not a curated record
CACGCCUCUUCUCUAAAAAGUAAAAACAGUGACUCAUUAACAUACAAAAUUGGAAGAUCCACUGUUCAGAGCACAGUUGUAGUUGGACAUCACUACAGCUAAAAUAUAGUGGCACAUAGAGAAGUGACAAAGAAGCAGUGCAUUACAGAAAUCUUCAAGUUUGCACAUCACAGCAGGAAUUCAUCAAACAGGAAUGCAACUCAGUAAUCACAUCAUCAGAAUUUGCCUGUUUGUGGGAGUUUGGUGGCUGAUGGUGGAGAGAUCUGGAGCAGUUUAUUCUAGCGUUUGCAAUGGAUAUGUGGCAUAUAACAAAGAAACAUGUUGUGCACCAUGCAAUAGCAGUACCCUGAAAAACAACCCUUGCAAAAGUAAACAGAGUCGGCCUGAGGAGUGUCGCUGUGACAAUGGUUAUGCUUGUGAUAGCGAGGAUUGUGAUUCAUGUAUACCUCUGUCUAAAUGCGAUGGUGACAUACAUAGGAAAGGUGAUACAAUCUAUACAUACAUUUGUGAAAAAAAAAGCACAGUGCCAACAAUAGUAACUGUUGUACCCACUGAAUAUACCCCUGAGAGGACAACAAAGAAUUCAGAAACAAAAGACAAAGUUCAUGAAAUCACUCUCUACCUCGUAUUAGUGAUCGCCAUCCUGGUUUUAUUGUCUGUUAUCUUUCAUAUAUUCAUAUGGAGAACCAAACCAAGACCACCAAUGAAACAUACAGAUCUUCAUAAGAUCCCUCAGUUAAGUGUGAUAACGAAUCCAAAGGAAGAUAUUGAUACUUUAAGCUGUCAGUAUCCAGAGGAGGAACAUGGGGAAAAGACACUGGAUAAAGACUCCAUUCACUUUUAAACUUUGAAUGCUAAACACAUCUCCUAGUAUUUGGAGUAUUAAAACAAGAAACUAAAGAAAGAAAACGAUGUAUUUCACCAAUAAGGGUUUUUGUUUAACUGAUAUAAAUGCUAGAUGUAUAUUUUAGGAUUGCAGAAUCUCUUGAACAUUUUUAUAUGCCCUGGCAAAAAAAUCAAGUAUUUCUGCUUUGCUGGGAGCCAGAAAUACAAUGAAAAAUACAUCAAACUGUUCCGGAACCUGCAAUGAAAGCUGCAUGCAAAAUACCAUCUGAAGACCUGCAAUUGGCUGCAUUUCAAUAUUAGAGCAAAGUCAUGUGCUGCAAAACUCCAUGCGGAAAGGCUUGUGGGAAACAUGGGAGAAAAGGCAGUGCUAUUUUAAUACUUCUUUAAAUGUUUUACAAGAAAAUUCUAAUUUGUUUUAAAAACAACUACAAAAAAAGGCAGAAAGAGAAACUACAAGUCUUAGAAAGAAGUGUAACCACAGAGAUAUUCAAAUGCAAAUGGUUUACCAAAUAAUGGGUUUAUAAAACCAAAUAAAGGCACUUGGGUCUGUAUUGUACUUUCUUAUAGACCAUCUAGGACAUUUGUAAUCAUUUCUAAUCUAUUGGGCAAAUUUUUUUGAUAAAUCAAAACACAGAAUAUAUGUUUAUAUAAAUAUGGUUUAUACAAGACAUAAGAUAUUAUAUUCCUGCUUAAACACAAAUAGGUAAUUAGUUGUCAGGUUCAUCAGAUGAGGGUAACAAAGCUAGGGGUACAGAGGGCUAGACCUUUGUAGAACUGAACUCUUGCAAAGUAGCAGGGUUAAUUAUUAUUGCAUUUUGCAUUACCAAAUUUAAGAAGAUCCGGAGGUGUGUAAUGGGGAUGGGUACCUCUCUUUACAGAUGUGAAUCAGUCUGAGGACUAGUGGUUUACUUAGAAUUAGUGAGAAGACAUAUGGUGUGGUUAGUACCAUGGGUAUUGGUACUUUGACCCAUAAUGGGUUAUGCUGUCUGUAAAAAGUUUUCAUAUGUGCUAUGCUGUAUGAGUUGCAUGAUGCUUAAAACAUGAAUUAUAUCAUAUCCUCUUUGCUACUUC